UAGCAUGGGUAGGCAUGAAUAAGGAACUGUCUCCAUUAAGUGAUUCGAAUUUUUCUUGAACCUACUGAAAGGCGGGUGGGCUCGACAAAAACACGUUUUCCGUCAACAGAGGCAUGUGUAUUUUCUGUAUGGACUCACUUUCCAGCCGGUGAAUUUUGUGUCUCUCGCUAUCAACAAACUUCAUAAAUGACAUUUUUCCAUAGACCAUCAGAGCUAUUCAAAAUCAAAUCCAUGGCAGCUGUAGGGACGUGGGGUUUCUCUCAGCCUGCAGUGGAGAGAAUACGGUCCCUAAUUACUGCAGGACAGCAUGCUACUGACGCCGUAGAGGAGGCCAUGGCAGAGGUUGAAGAUGACCCAGAGACGGGCCGUCACAUUGUGGGGAGGGGUGGGUUUCCUAACAGCGGGGGAGUGGUGGAGUGUGAUGCUGCCAUCAUGGAGGGCACAGCCGGCAGGUUCGGGGCAGUGGCGGCCUUACGAGGGGUUGGGGCUCCGGUGCGUGUGGCUCGUAGAGUGAUGGACAGAAGCCCCCACAGUUUACUGGUUGGAGAGGGAGCAGUAGCUUUUGCCAGGGAGCAAGGCUUUACCAUAGAGCCCAAUGGCAACAUGCUGAGUGAACACUCAGCAAAAGCUUACCAGGAAUUUCUGGAACAGAAGCAAGGUGUCAGUGGACAUGACACACUUGGACUUAUAGCUUUAGACAGCAUGGGGAACAUAACUGUCGGAGUGUCUUCUUCAGGGGCUCCCUUCAAAUCACCAGGGAGGGUAGGAGACUCACCUUUACCGGGCUGUGGGCUAUAUGCGGAACACAAGGUUGGGGCUGCUGCAGCCACAGGUGAUGGUGAUAAAAUAAUGUGCCAUUGCCCAAGCUUCCAUGCUGUUCAGCUGAUGAAAAAGGGAUUAUCACCCCAAGAUGCCUGUCACAACGUACUGGAUGGCACAAUCAGGAGGACUGCGCCUGAUAGAUUCUUUGAGAUUGGACUCAUCGCCCUGAAUGUGAAGGGUGAAGUAGGUGCUGCCUCUUCUGUUGAGUUUCCCUACACAUUCUGGAGCCAAGGGAAGGUUGUGGAAACAAGUACUCAGCCUCCACAUUCCAUAUUAACCAACGCCACAGAAAAAUGUCACACACAUGUAGAGUAAAAGAGAGUGUGUUCUUUUCAUGUAAUUUAUUGUAUUGAUUGUAAAAUAGAAUACAACCUUUUCAUGUUUUUAUGAGGGUCUAAAUGUGCUGACUGAAAAUCUAAAGUACACACAAGCAUGAACAUUAUUUGGUACAGUGUGUAGCAGUCUUUUCCCCCCUAAUCUGAGUAAUGAAAGUCUCUAAUGAUCCUAUUGCAAUGUUGAACACAUGCACAGUUUAUGGGACUGACUGACUCAUACCUGUGCAGGUGCUGACAGAUCUUAUAGGUGACCAUCCCUGCUGUCACCACUUAGGUGACUCAGAAACUCAGUAUGAAUGAUGCAUGGCUGAGUUGUUCACAGACUUCAAAGACCCCCUGCCGUUGUACAUCUGUGUUGUAGCUUUGAACAAGAUAAAUAUUACUUUUGAUCUAAUGUAAUAAAUGAUGACAGACUUGA
Molecule: messenger RNA, 1575 nt
Organism: Esox lucius (northern pike)
Lineage: Eukaryota; Metazoa; Chordata; Actinopteri; Esociformes; Esocidae
Exons: 11
Coding region: 187-1137 (316 amino acids)
Biological process (GO): protein deglycosylation
Molecular function (GO): N4-(beta-N-acetylglucosaminyl)-L-asparaginase activity
Source: RefSeq, a predicted model, not a curated record